CGUUUACGACUGCGCAUGUCUGCAGUGGUUGUUGUCAGCGGUGGUUAUGGAGAUGACAUGGGGCUUCGGGCUGUCAACAUUGCGGUGAUGUUUGUGUGUCCAACAGAGGAAUGCCCAGGAAGAUAGGAUUCACUGUGGUCAGCUCUUCCAGUCAUGAGGACAACUUUAGUGCUAAGGAGCUCAUGGUGCAUGCACCAACAGUCAACGGCUGGAGAUCCAGCAGGCUGUGCUCCUACCCUCAGCACAUCACGCUCCAGCUGGUUGAAAGAAGUAGGGUAAGGAAGCUGCAGCUAUUGGCUCAUCAGUACAUGAUCCCAACCAAGGUUGAGUUCUAUAUUGGUGACACUCUUCCUGAAACGAGCUCUCCAGGGUUCUCCAGGCAGCUUCGCAGACUUGGGUAUGUGUCUUUGUCGGACAAUGAGAAGACAGGCUUCAAAGCUCGGGAACUGAAGUCAGUCCAUGUAGAUGCCGUUGGAACAUAUCUGAGAAUAACCUUCCACAGAAACUAUGGCAACCGUUACAAUCACUAUAAUCAGGUUGGUUUGGUUGCCAUUAAUGUUCUGGGAGAUACUUUGGAUGGCAAUGCUUUUAACACAAUACCAAGCAGAGAGCAGCUGAUCGAACACUACCUCAACAGUACCCAGCUGGAGGCUGCCUUGGAGUCGACCUUCAUGGGCAAAUGUGAGUCCAUUUCCCCCUUGGACGAUCUGGCCUUUGAUAUGUACCAGGACCCCGAAGUUGCCCACAUCAUUCGUCUCCUGGACCAAAAGAAGCAAGAGAUGGUCCGGCAAGAGAAAUAUGAGGAAGCCAAGAAUUUAAAGCAGGCUAUUGCUGACCUUCAAAAGGUCGGGGAGCGUUUGGCUAGAUACGAUGUGGAGAAGCGAUGUGCGAUUGAAAAGGAAGACUAUGAUCUGGCCAAAAAGAAGAAGGAGCUGAUGGAGGAGUACAGGAAGAGUGUGUACCAGCAGCUGGAAGUACACAACCUGCUGGAUAUGACAAUGGUCACGAGGGCAGCAGAAUCAACCCUGGCCCAGCACUCUCCUCCUGUUCUGUCUUCUCCAGGUCGUUCUUCAGUCUAUACCAAGCCUCUUGUAUCCACAGACACAAUCAGCAAAGGGAAAAAUCCAAACAUUCAUAAAAACCAACAAUUAGCUAAAGAAUCUACCACAUCCAACCUGAGCAGCCAACCUGACACACCUUGUACGCCUGCUGCUGUACUCAAAAUCGAUGUUACCAGUGUGCCUUACGACGAGAGGCCGCUGCCAGCCCUUCAGAGGAAAGAUCAGCCACUGGAGGCCACUCAGAGCCCUGCGGAGGAGCACUCCCCGAUAUCAGAAGUGCAAAGGACUCCACAGAGCACUGAAAUGAGUGGAGAACCAGAACCCCUGACAGAGAAGGUGCUGAGAGAGGCUGGUCUUCCAAUAGAGGUCUUUGGAGAAAGCCUGGUGGCGGGGGCAUAUUCUAAAACCUGGUGCUACAGAGUGGACGCCCUGCUUUCUGUGUAUAAGAAGCUUUUGGAGGUCUCUCCCACCACCCCCAAGGAAGAGCUGAGGAACAUGAUAAGAGCUGCUGUGUUCCUCGUCAAAAAAGCCCUCUUGGAUAAAGUCACAUCUGUUCUCCAUGCCUCGCUGAAGCUGCUGCGGCUAAUGCUAAGCCAGCUGAUCCCAGGUGUAGGGCUUGGCCGAGCUGAGGUGACCCACUGCUUGGAGCAGACCUUUCCUAAUCUGCUGGCCAGGACCGGAGACUCCACUACUCGCGUUCGGGCCACAGUUUCUGCCUUCAUACAGGAAAUUGCUGUUCUGAAGGAUGUCAGGGCCCUGCAGAUGAUCCCUGGUGAGCUGGUGAAACCCUUCAAAUCCAGCGUUCCCUCUCGCCUGGCUGAGAGUCGGGCUGAGCUACUCGAGAAACUGCUCAUUGAACUUGGCACAGAAAACUCUGGCUUCACCCUGGAAAAUGUCAUGACGUUCUGUACAGCGGCAUUGGCGCACAGCGCAUCAACAGUUCGAGAGCUGGCACUGCGAAUCAUCUUAUCUAUGUACCAAAAGGAGAGAAGUGCCGUCCUAAGCUACCUUCCACCCAACGAUGCUGCAGUACGAAAGAACGUCCUCUACAAAAACCUCUUUGAUGGCUUUGCCAAGAUUGAUGGAAAGCUGGUAGAGACUCAGACUUUAAAGAAAGGUGGGGGUCAGCCGGACGGACAGAAGGAGAAGGAGGAGAUCCACUCUCUUCAGGAGCAGCUGGCUGCCUUAAAAGAGAUCACAGAGAGAGGCAAUGAAAGCACCAAAGGACAAAUAGCCAAACGAGAAGUUCACAAAGCUGAGAAAGAUUCCCAGAAAGCUGGCAAAGGAACUGUCACAAAAGGGUCCCAGAACAAGAGGAUGGAAAGUGGUGAUGUCCAACAAUCAAUCAACUGUCUGGACAACUUGUGUAUAUUCUGCAGUAAAAAAGACGAGUCUUUCACAGAAGACGGAUUGGACCUUCACUACUGGAAACAUUGUCCGAUGUUGCGGCGCUGCGACGAAUGUCGACAGGUAGUUGAAAUAGCCAGCCUUACGGAGCACCUACUGGGUGAAUGUGAAAACAGGUCCAAAUUCAGCCAGUGCCCACUCUGCUCAGAGGCUGUGGCCAGCGAGGACCUGGCUCACCACGCUCAGGGUCCUGGCUGCAAUCCCCCCAUUUUGGGUAAAUGCUUCAACCACUGUCCUCUGUGUCACAGCAACUUCACGCCCGGAGAGGAGGCCUGGAAGGCUCACCUCAUGGGCAGGGAGGGCUGUAAACAAAACUCACGCAGGACUGCGGCAAUCCAAAGAACCCAGCCAGCACAAGGCAGAGCUUUCGGUGGAACCAAACUAAAGCAGGUCUGGUCAUAUGGAGCCCGAGCCAGAGCCAGGCCCAUGGGCAGGGGCAGCCGAAUCCCAUCACUGGCUCCUUUAGCCAGAGAGUAUCCACCAGGGAAGCGUUAAAGCUGGUCUGAAGAAGCCCAGAGACGUCCCCUCACACUUCAACAGGAGAAAGCCAACAGUACCAGACGACCCCACCCACUCCAUUAUUUCCACAUUCGGGCACUUUUGAGACGUUUCAGAUGUAUUCACUGACAUAUGCAAUAUAUUUAAAGCCAUUAUUACUUUAUGAUUGAAGCCAUUAAUAUAUUUAAAGUCUUAUAAGAUCACAGAAUUACAACACGGUGUUUUACCCAUUGUUGAGACGAUGACGUAAAUUCUAAUCCUGUUAUGUGCGACAAAGUUCACACAGAACAGAAAAUGCUUUUCACUACACGUCAAGCCUCUAGCCUCUCACACACCUGUCAAGUAAACAUAGGCACACAGAGUGCUGUUUGCUGAAAUCCCCUUAUAGGAUUUGUUGGUUUUGAGGCUCUUUUUUUUCACUGCCAUUUAGAGCAUCAUUACAGAGGAAUUGUACAGCUUUAGCGGGUAGUCCCUCACUGUUGGACUGCACUUCCCAACUGUGACUUUGUGUGACUCACAAGAUGGAUUUUAAACAGAGUUUGUGUAAAGGUAAAGCAGCAGUGUACAGGGUGAUAGGACUUUAGGCUUCAGGUUUAGGUUGUGUUUUAGAAGUUGACCCCUUAUAAUGCAACCAGUGUAGUGAGGUUUUAUGAUUAGUUUCUGAGUGGUUAUCUGCAAUUUAUAAUUUAUACAUCCUUAAACUGCAGUACAAGCUCUCGCUUAUAAACAUGCUAUCGCAACGAUUUUCUCACACCUAAAAAACAAACAAACAAGUGUAGCAUGUAAACAUUUAUUUUAUCCUAACCUUCAAAUUGUAGAGUUUGAAGAGGCCAAACCUCUUGGAGUAUGUAGAACUUCACUGCUUGUCUAACAUGGCUUAUUGCCUUCAUCUGUGUAAAUGUGCUAGUGCAAGUUUGGACCUUUUAAGAUUUCAUCCUCUGAUCCAUGCACCUUGCAGAUAGCUAGCUGUCCCAUGGAACUCCACCCACCUUCUAAACACUGUAAGGAUUGGCAAGUUUAUGCUGCAGAGCACAACUAAAAUCAACAGUUUCUUGUGUAGAAUCGGUCUACACCAGAUGAAUGGGUUGACAAACUUCUAUGGGUAACCGUCGCAGUUUCAGUAAAAAUAUGUCUAAUUGCUACAUCCCUUCAGAAGACGAUGACUCAUACCUUCUUGCACACCCAGUAACAGGAGGAGGAACGAGGUCACAGUUUAGUUACAAGCAGAAGAUGUUCUUUGCUUUGAGGGAAGCUUUGCUGUCGACUUCACACUUAGCCAACUGUUUACAUAUUUGCUUUCCUUUUAUAAUAAUUCUAUAUAGAAAUAGCACUUUGCCAAAGGAUGAUGUUUUACUGCUGAAUUUCUAGCACACUGCCGUGACUUACUUCCCUCCACAAUGCCUACUGAUAGUAUGAAGUAGAAGUAAAAUGAGACAAAGUAGGUCUCUGAAUGAAACAGCACUGCUAGAAUGAGGAAAGGAGUGGACAUGAAUAUGCUACAUACUGUAUGUACACCGCAUUUUUUCCCUCCAGUGUUCAGAAUCACAUCACUGGCUUCAAACUGAUAGAAUCACAAGCUGAAAAGUUAAAUCCUACAUAUAACAUUUAGCCUGGUUUAUAAUUAUCUCUUAAGUUGUGCUCAUGUUGUGCUGCACAGUGUUAUGAUGACGACAAAGUGAUUGUGAUGUAUCUGGAAACGGUAAUAACAUUAAUGUGAGCGUAUGUUUUAUUAGUGGGGAAACAACUUGCUUUAGUCUGCUUCUGUACUGAGAGCUGCAGCAAAAGUAGAUGUAAAAGUUGUGUUCAUGCAUUUGUAGUCAACAGCAUUUUGACUUCUUUUUUCUGCAGAUGUAUUUGUUAAAUAAAGCAUUAUUCAGGGACCAUUGCACAUGUGCUUCCAUGUAAUCAAAAUUCCCCAUUAGUGUUUCACCAUAAAUGUUACAUGUUAUACACGGCUCUAUUUAAGAGCCCCCUGUGUAUUAAAAAAAUGGGCAGUGUCCAACUUCCAGGAUUAUUGUUGAGCAAUAUAAAACACAUAUCAAUCAAGUUUUGCAACGUUAUUCAGUGUUUACAAGAGAGCUCUGGUUUUAUUGACACUAACACACAUGAAUUUACAGUGUUACACACACGUGGUUUCUUUGGUUUCAGGGCUGCCUCUGUAAAUCUUACAAAACAAGGUAAAACAGAACCAAUAUAUUAUCUUAAAAUACCCAUAAUUUGAUUUUUACAAUUUACAAUUUCUAUUCAAUAAAAUAAUCAUUCAAAUAUGAA
Messenger RNA from Pelmatolapia mariae (spotted tilapia), 5237 nucleotides. It is a transcript of the gene cep104, whose product is annotated as centrosomal protein 104. NCBI's taxonomy places the organism in Eukaryota, Metazoa, Chordata, Actinopteri, Cichliformes, Cichlidae. Gene Ontology annotation, cellular component: cilium. The record is from RefSeq and is a predicted model, not a curated record. The transcript has 22 exons. The coding region runs from base 111 to 2963 and encodes 950 amino acids.